Messenger RNA from Fusarium graminearum PH-1, 969 nucleotides. RefSeq lists its product as uncharacterized. The transcript has 4 exons. Lineage: Eukaryota; Fungi; Ascomycota; Sordariomycetes; Hypocreales; Nectriaceae. The record is from RefSeq and is a predicted model, not a curated record. Bases 1 to 969 code for a protein of 322 amino acids. Gene Ontology annotation, molecular function: protein binding.
AUGGCUCCAAAUCUCGAGGGCUUGCCCAUAGAGACUGUACAGCAAGUCGCAUCUUUCCUAAGUCACAAGGAUAUCAGAAACCUUUCGCUCUCAUGCCGCUCGCUUCGUUCAAAGCUGUAUCGGCUAUUAUGGUCUCGUGUUUUAAUCCAUGGUGGUGAGAAUGAUCUAGCACGCACGCUGAAGACAUUCGACAUCGAAUCGGAACAUGGUCGUGCAAUUCUUGCAUUCAUCAAAAAGGCGACCAUUCACAAGGACAUGGUGCGCCCUUUUUGGCACGCUGAUACAUGGGAUGCACUGAAAUACGAUGUCGAUCCUAUAUUCAGCACUCCGAUACCACAAGCGAUCAUGCAGACUCUACAGGCCAUGACCUCCCUUGAGUCGUUACAUCUUAAUAUUCUUGCAUUUUCAGCGCAGCAGGAGCUCGCAUUUCUAGAUCUCCUGCAAGCAACACCAGACAUUAAACUCCAAAAUUUGACCAUUCGAGCUGUAUGCAAGGUUGCGAAGUCAUUUAUUCCGAAGUGCUCGCAUGAUCUUAGGUCCCUGGACACGUAUGAUUGCAAGAUGUCUACAGGUAUAUUCAAGUCCAAAAAACUUGAGAAGCUUCGGAUACAGUCUCAAUACACUGCAAUGCUUGGCCUGCACCAUCACCAAUCAGUCUUUAUUCUCGGGGACCUAAUGGAAAUGCCGUCGCUACGCAACAUCAGCAAUCGUUUCCCAGCCCUCAAGACUCUAAUUCUCCACGAGACCAGCAGAUACAAUGUAGAUCCAGCUACCGCCGAUCCGACCACAACGAUAACCAUUAUCGUUAACACGUUGAAGAAAAGAUUUGGGCAUCUAGAGCGUCUUGCCUUCAAUCUCAACUGGAUAGAAUUUUACAACAUUGUUUUCGACGAAAACUUUUUUCACGACCUAGUAACGCGCAUUGCCAGGGAACACCGUUCGUUACAAGAGGUGAGGCUCAGCUCAUGA